UUUAAAAAGAACCUUUUCUUUGAAUUCCAGAGUUCUUCCAAAGUUGCCGGCCAGGAGAGAAACUGCAAUCAUUUCUGUUGUCAAAGAUGGAGAAAUAUUCCGAAAAUUCAUAGUAAGAACAGACAUAGUAACGUUGCUAAAGUUAGAAAGCGGAGAUGAAGAGGCUAUUUCCCGAUUUUUGGAAGAAAGGGAUUAUGUCGAUGGUCAGGUAACUGUUAGUAUCCUGAGAGUGGAAUCUAGCCAAGCUACGGAUAUGCCUAGUAUGAGCACUCAAGCCAGCACAAGUGCCACUAGCCAAGCCAGCACAAGUGCCACUAGCCAAGCCAGCACAAGUGCCACUAGCCUAGCCAGCACAAGUGCCAAACAGAUACCAUCGACAAGCUCAACAUGGUCUAAAGAUUCUGAAAAAUUUUUGCUUGAUUUGUAUGAUAAAUACGAGAAGAGUAAAUCCUUCAUAAAAAAUAAAUGGGUGAGAAUAUCCCAAGAGAUUGCGGAAAAACUCUCAAUACAAGUUACUCCAGAGCAGUGUAGGAUCAAAAUAAGAAGUAUGAAGGAUAGAUUUGAAAGAAUGAAAAAGAAACUAAAAACAAGUGGCGAGAGUAACAUUGAAAUCCCAACAGAAUUUACAGUGUUUGAAAGCCAACAUGAUGUAUCCGAAUCAUGA
Messenger RNA from Mytilus trossulus (common blue mussel), 664 nucleotides. RefSeq lists its product as uncharacterized. Bases 254 to 664 code for a protein of 136 amino acids. The transcript has 2 exons. NCBI's taxonomy places the organism in Eukaryota, Metazoa, Mollusca, Bivalvia, Mytilida, Mytilidae. The record is from RefSeq and is a predicted model, not a curated record.